AUGUCCACUCGCGCUCCUGUGGUUGUUCGUGGCGGUGGCUUUGGUCUAGACGCCGAGCUGGCACGUAAGGCGGCCGAGCGCUACGACUACAACAUGGAGAACGAGGCGCGUGCGUGGCUCGAAGCCAUCUCGGACAUGCAGAUCGGCGACGACUUUGGCGAAGGGUUGCGUGACGGCGUGCUCCUCUGCACCGUGGCCAAUCGGAUUCACCCGGGCGUCGUCAAGCGCACGGAGACCAAGUCCAAGAUGCCUUUCAAGCUCAUGGAAAACGUGUCGUCGUUUAUCAAGGCCUGCCGCGUCAUGGGCGUGAGCGAGUUUGACCUGUUCGAGACAGUCGAUCUGUUUGAGCGCAAGGACUUGGGCAACGUGGUGCGCUGCAUCUUCGCACUAGGACGUGCCGUGCAGCGCAAUUACCCCAAGUUUGAAGGUCCGACGCUAGGCGUCAAGGAGAGCAGCAAGAACCAGCGCUCCUUUACGUCUGACCAGCUUGCGGAUGGAAAGAACAUCCCCGCGCAGCAGACGCUGGGCAGUUUCCGGACAAUGAAGCGACAGACGACUUCGUAUACGAACAAUGUCAUGCUUGGAGCUGAUGCUGCCCAGAGCGCGUACCGGGCGCCGCCGCCUCCGCCGCCUCCGUCGGCCGAGAAGAUCGAGCAGUUGUCUCGGUUCCGCAAGGCGGACCAAUUGACGAUGUUCGGUUCACAACCUACGGGUAAAGUACCACCGUUUAAGCGCGCCCUGUCAAAGGAGGAAGUUGCGGCGACGGUUGCAGAGCUUUCCGAUGAUAUGGACAAAGCGGGCUUGGGCGACAAGAAGGUUACCUCGUCAAGGCCUGCGCUAAACCGCGUGGCUGAUAGCGCUGGACCAACAGCUGAAGAAGAGGCGCAAGGGUGGAUUGAGGCGGUGCUCGGCGAGAAAUUUCUGGCGAGCUUUGGUGAUAGCUUGAAAGAUGGUGUCAUGCUAUGCACGGUGAUGAACAGAAUCAAGCCUGGAUUGAUCCCGCGCAUUCAGACUUCACCAACGCCUUUCAAGCAGAUGGAGAACGUCAGCAACUUUGUUCGCGCGUGUCGCACUAUUGGGGUUGCAGAGUUCGACCUAUUUGAGACGGUCGACUUGUACAACCAAACGAACCUCGCGCAAGUUGCGCAGUGUAUCCAUGCGCUGGGUCGUACGAUUCAGAAGACCAUGCCUGCAUACGAUGGCCCUCGCCUUGGUGUCAAGGAGUCAACCGUGAAUUUGCGGCAGUUUUCUGAUGCUCAGCUUCGUGAAGCAGCUUCCGCCGUGCCAGUGCUGGCACACGCUAGUCAAUCGGUGAUGGAGCGACGUCCGUUUGAUCAUUCUGCAUCAAUCACUUUUCGCUACGACACUGCUGCCGCCGCCGCUGCGGCUGCCGAUAAGUUGGCCACUGGAAAGACUUCGUUGAAGCCGGAAAGUAACACGGUUGAGCAAGAAGUUUCGUUGGAGACGUUCGCUGAACCUGCACUUACAAAUAAUGAGGUGGACGCCCCGCUGGCGUCUGAACCGGCGAGUGUGGACACUGAGGCUGCUCCGACGCCGGAAUCGGAGAGCGUGGACACUGAGGUUGUCUCGCCACCAAAGUCGGAGAGCGUUGACACUGAUGUUGUCUCGAUGCCGGAGUCGGAAAGCAUGGACACUGAGGUUGCCCCGUUGCCGGAGUCGGGGAGCUGCAAAGAAGCGCUAGUAAAGGUGCAAGGGCCUGGCUGGUUAGCGCAGCGUGUGAUGGCACUGAACGCCGGUAGCGUCGGCAAGUCACACAUGCAUGCUGGUGGCUCUACUGCUGUGCUCCCGACCCGUACCGUCUGGAGCUAG
Molecule: messenger RNA, 1830 nt
Organism: Peronospora matthiolae
Lineage: Eukaryota; Oomycota; Peronosporomycetes; Peronosporales; Peronosporaceae
Source: the annotation of a GenBank genome assembly